Mastomys coucha (southern multimammate mouse) is the source of this 4312-nucleotide messenger RNA. It is a transcript of the gene Stim1, whose product is annotated as stromal interaction molecule 1. NCBI's taxonomy places the organism in Eukaryota, Metazoa, Chordata, Mammalia, Rodentia, Muridae. Gene Ontology annotation, biological process: intracellular calcium ion homeostasis; activation of store-operated calcium channel activity; store-operated calcium entry. Gene Ontology annotation, molecular function: calcium channel regulator activity; protein binding; calcium ion binding. The transcript has 13 exons. The coding region runs from base 509 to 2893 and encodes 794 amino acids. The record is from RefSeq and is a predicted model, not a curated record. Gene Ontology annotation, cellular component: plasma membrane; endoplasmic reticulum.
UCCCGCCCUCCCUGGAGCCGCUGUCCCGGGCCUGGCCCGCGCACGUCCGCCUGCUGCACCGGGGCACCAGGAGCCGCAGAGGUACGGGACCCGGCGGGGGCGCUGACCUCGGCCGGGAGUCUCAGGAUCCCGGAGACAUCCUUGUCUGCUGGGGCCUGUAGGUCGCACGCCGAAGCCCUAGCUGCUGAGGCUCACCGCUGGUCCGCGGGGCGAGGUCAGGUGCCCCCCUUCUCUCCUCCCUUCUCUCCCUCCCCCACCUCAGUGCGGGCGGGAGAUUCUGCCCGCCUCCUCCCGCAGGGGUGCAGCAGGCUGCGGAGCUGACAGCGGCCCCGCAGCCACCCUGCUCACAACUCUCCGGAAGCAGCUAGAGCCGAGGCGGCCGCAGUCCCGGCGGACCUACAGUUGGACCGGAGACUCCGAUCCUUCUGCGUCCAAACUUGGGGCACUUGACCUUCGGUUGUCGGAGGAGGUGUCUACAGCAGGCGCAUGUUGACUGAGACCUACCGUCAUGGAUGUGUGCGCCCGUCUUGCCCUGUGGCUUCUUUGGGGGCUCCUUCUGCAUCAGGGCCAGAGUCUCAGCCAUAGUCACAGUGAAAAGAAUACAGGAGCUAGCUCCGGGGCGACUUCUGAAGAGUCUACCGAAGCAGAGUUUUGCCGGAUUGACAAGCCCCUGUGCCACAGCGAGGAUGAGAAGCUCAGCUUUGAGGCCAUCCGCAACAUCCAUAAACAGAUGGAUGAUGAUGCCAAUGGUGAUGUGGAUGUGGAAGAAAGUGAUGAGUUCCUAAGGGAAGACCUCAAUUACCAUGACCCAACAGUGAAACACAGCACCUUCCAUGGCGAGGAUAAGCUUAUCAGCGUGGAGGACCUGUGGAAGUCAUGGAAGUCAUCAGAAGUGUACAACUGGACUGUGGAUGAGGUGAUACAGUGGCUGAUUACAUAUGUGGAGCUGCCACAAUAUGAGGAGACCUUCCGGAAGUUGCAGCUUACUGGCCAUGCCAUGCCAAGGCUAGCUGUAACCAACACCACCAUGACAGGGACUGUACUGAAGAUGACAGAUCGGAGCCACAGGCAGAAGCUGCAUCUGAAGGCCCUGGACACAGUGCUAUUUGGGCCUCCUCUCUUGACUCGCCAUAAUCACCUGAAGGACUUCAUGCUGGUGGUGUCUAUUGUCAUUGGUGUGGGUGGAUGCUGGUUUGCCUAUAUCCAGAACCGUUACUCUAAGGAGCACAUGAAGAAAAUGAUGAAGGAUCUGGAAGGGUUACACCGAGCUGAGCAGAGUCUGCAUGACCUUCAGGAAAGGCUGCACAAGGCCCAGGAGGAGCACCGAACAGUGGAAGUAGAAAAGGUCCAUUUGGAGAAGAAGCUACGUGACGAGAUCAACCUUGCCAAGCAGGAAGCUCAGCGGCUGAAGGAGCUGAGGGAGGGUACUGAGAAUGAGAGGAGCCGCCAAAAAUAUGCAGAGGAGGAGCUGGAGCAGGUUCGGGAGGCCUUGAGGAAAGCAGAGAAGGAGCUGGAAUCACACAGCUCAUGGUAUGCUCCUGAGGCCCUCCAGAAGUGGCUGCAGCUGACACAUGAGGUGGAGGUGCAAUACUAUAACAUCAAGAAGCAAAAUGCAGAGAAGCAGCUGCUGGUGGCCAAGGAGGGGGCUGAGAAAAUAAAAAAGAAGAGAAACACGCUUUUUGGUACCUUCCAUGUGGCCCACAGCUCUUCCCUGGAUGAUGUGGAUCAUAAAAUCUUAACUGCUAAGCAAGCACUGAGUGAGGUGACAGCGGCACUGAGGGAGCGCCUGCACCGGUGGCAGCAGAUCGAGAUCCUCUGCGGUUUCCAGAUUGUCAAUAACCCUGGCAUCCACUCCUUGGUGGCUGCUCUCAACAUUGACCCCAGCUGGAUGGGCAGCACCCGCCCUAACCCCGCCCACUUCAUCAUGACUGACGAUGUGGAUGACAUGGAUGAGGAGAUUGUGUCGCCUUUGUCCAUGCAGUCCCCCAGCCUGCAGAGCAGUGUCCGGCAGCGCCUGACGGAGCCACAGCUUGGCCUGGGAUCUCAGAGGUUGGUAGAGGGCGAGGCUGGCCACUUCUUGACAAGCCGGGUAUCUCUGCGGCGAAUGCGUAGCCUUUCAUCUGGACAGUCUUUCACUUCUGAAGGCCACGGGACCAGCCCUCCAUCUGCCUCUGCUUCUUCUUCCUGCUCCUCUUCCACUACCACCAUCGCUACCACCACCACCACCUCCACUACCACCACCACCAUCAACACCGUCCAUGUUCACCCUGUUUAUUAUCACCACAGCACUUCCUAUUUCCUCCAGAUGGAUCCCUACCCUGACCCAACCCCUUCUGACAGCAUCGCUGUGAUGUCUGGGCAUUCAGAGAGCUUGGGGGAUUUGACCCAUUCCGAUUCGGAGUCCUCCCUCCACAUGAGUGACCGCCAGCGUGUGGCCCCCAAGCCUCCUCAGAUGGGCCGUGCUGCAGAAGAGGCUCUCAAUGCCAUGCCUUCCAAUGGCAGCCAUCGGCUGAUUGAGGGGGUCCAUCCAGGAUCUCUGGUGGAGAAACUGCCUGACAGCCCUGCUCUGGCCAAGAAGACGUUACUGGCACUGAAUCAUGGCCUAGACAAGGCCCACAGCCUGAUGGAGCUGAACCCCUCAGUUCCACCUGGUGGCUCCCCACUUUUGGAUUCUUCCCAUUCUCAUAGCCCUAGUUCUCCAGACCCAGACACACCAUCUCCAGUUGGGGACAACCGAGCUCUGCAGGGUAGCCGAAACACACGAAUUCCCCACUUGGCAGGCAAGAAGGCUGUGGCUGAGGAGGAUAAUGGUUCUAUUGGGGAGGAGACAGACUCUAGUCCAGGCAGGAAGAAGUUUCCCCUCAAAAUUUUUAAGAAGCCUCUUAAGAAGUAGACAGAAUAGGGUGGUAGUGUUGAGACAGCCUGUCCUUCCCUGGGUCUUCUGCCUUCACCUCCCUUCCUUUUUUUGAGAUAUCUGGCCCCUAGAGUGGGGCAUGGAGGGGCUGGCCCAAGGGCCUGGGCACUGUACAUACCUGCCCCGCUCAUCCUUGGUCCUUCAUCAUUAUUUAUUAACUGACCACCAUGGCCUGCCUGUCCAGAUACCCUUCCCACCAUGGGCUGCUGCUGUCACAUCCUCUCCACUUCAGUGCAUGUCUUAGUUGCUGUUCCCUCAGUUCCCACUCCACUUUUGGGGUCCAGCUUCUGUCUCUGCUGUCCCAGUUUUGAGGUUUGGUUUUUGUUUCUGUCUCCUGCUUUCAGGCUCCUCUCUCCCAUUACUCCCCAACGUUCCCCAGCAGUUGUGGGGAAGAUAGGAGGAGUAACAUCUGACACCUGUACCUCAGAUCUAUUCAUCCUACUCACAUCAUUCUGCUUACCCCAGACUGGGCCAAGGUCCUAAUCUCUGGGGUUUGUUCUGUGGAAGUGUGGUGGACUGGAGGGAACCUUAUCCUGGAGCUCAUUUAGAUCUUCAGGGCUCCAUUCAGGGAGUGGAACCAACUCCCAGGGAACAAGUCACCAGAGUUUUAAAGAGAGGCCAGGCUUGUGAUUGAUGGGAGAGACUUCUCUUAUUUGGAGGAUGAGUAGAUGCCAAAGCUGUGGGCUAUACGGCAGUUGCCAUUUUUUCUCUUGCCCUGCCCACAUCUUCCUUCCUCUUACCUCUGUUCCCCUAUAUUGUAGGAGUGUAUCUCUUAAGAGGUGCUGCCCUGAAGCUCCUCAUGCGUCAGUACUACUGGGGCUCAGGACAACUGGCUCCCCUGGCUAUGGGAGCCACAGUCAUGACACAGGGCUCUUGUGGAGCCCUGGGCAAGGAUGUUGUAUUUGAACCAAAAGACAAACAGUUUUAAAGUAAAAAAAAAUUAAUAAUAAAAGAAAUAAAUCUCCUGAAUUUCCCAAGUGCCUGCACAGCAUCCUUCCUUUGUCAGACUCCAUUUUCAUGUUACUGCAUAGCCUGGGCCACAGGCUCAAAACAGGCCCAAUUGGUUUGGGGAAGGGGUGGAGAAGGAAGAUGGUGUAUGUAUGUGAAGGCUGCUGUGAGACCACUUCUCCCCCCACACCUCCCAUCUUCCAGACAACUCUCUCCUUUACCUGUUUUUGCUAUGGCUGUAAAGGUAUUUUUCCCUCUGCCCCAUUCUGCCAUGCCUCUACCCUGAGUUCCUAAUUUGGGCCUGGGCUGGGUGCAGCUGGGGCUGGUCUUAGUCGGGUGCUAGGCUGUAGACUGCCUUGGUGCCCCCUAGACACCCUCACAUGGGUUUUUCUGUGUUAUUUUCAUAAGAUUCUUUGAAGUCCAAUAAAGCAUGUAGGAGAUUUUAACCUC